This is a messenger RNA of Myxocyprinus asiaticus (Chinese sucker), 6658 nucleotides long. Its product is annotated as terminal nucleotidyltransferase 5A-like. Gene Ontology annotation, molecular function: RNA binding; poly(A) RNA polymerase activity. The coding region runs from base 225 to 1430 and encodes 401 amino acids. The transcript is spliced from 2 exons. Gene Ontology annotation, biological process: mRNA stabilization. The record is from RefSeq and is a predicted model, not a curated record. Lineage: Eukaryota; Metazoa; Chordata; Actinopteri; Cypriniformes; Catostomidae.
ACCACUGCAUGGACGUUAGACACUCCAUAUCCGGGCAGAGAUCGAGAGAGAGAGAGAGAGAAGGACAUACCUCAGUAGUGCCUCAUCUCAGUUUCCUUCUCUUAUCUGAAGCGCACUGUGCGCUCAUCAGACAUGCGCGUCCUCUCUAAUGCAUCUGAACUCAGUUUAUAACAUCUCCAGGCAGUACAACAGUCAGUUUGAGGUUUAAUUAAAUAGGUUUCGCGAUGGCUGAAGAAGACAGUGCGAUCGGUCGAGUUUUACCUUGUAAUACCGAGGGUAGUAACUUUAAUGUGUUGAGCUGGGAGCAGGUCCAGCGUCUGGAUCUCAUACUGACCGAGAGCAUCCCGAUCCACGGCAAAGGAAACUUCCCCACGCUGCAGAUGAAGCCGCGGCAGAUCGUGACGGCCGUGCGGAGCCGCAUGCAGGAGCAGCGCAUCCAUGUGCGGGACGUGAGGCUCAACGGAUCCGCCGCCAGCCACGUCCUGCAUGAGGACAGCGGGCUCGGCUAUAAAGACCUGGACCUCAUAUUCUGCGUGGACCUGAAGGGAGAGACCGAGUUUCAGAUCGUUAAGAACAUUGUGCUGGACUGUCUUUUGGACUUUUUACCCGAGGGGGUCAACAAGGAGAAAAUUACACCGUUGACCCUAAAAGAAGCAUAUGUGCAGAAGAUGGUGAAAGUGUGCAAUGAUUCUGACCGCUGGAGUCUCAUCUCCCUCUCCAACAACAGGGGCAAAAAUGUGGAGCUCAAGUUCGUGGACUCCUUGCGUAGACAGUUUGAGUUCAGCGUUGACUCGUUCCAGAUUAAACUAGACUCUCUGCUACUUUUCCAUGAGUGCUCAGAGAACCCUAUGGCCAAAACCUUUCACCCCACCAUCAUCGGCGAGAGCGUGUACGGAGACUUCGCCGCAGCUCUGGACCACCUGCGCAACAAGGUGAUCUGCACAAGAAACCCCGAGGAGAUCCGGGGAGGUGGUUUACUGAAGUACUGCCAUCUUCUGGUGAGGGGCUUCCGAGCCACCUCGGAGUCAGAAAUGAAGUCUCUACAGCGCUACAUGUGCUCGCGCUUCUUCAUUGACUUCUCUGAUAUCAGCGAGCAGCAGUGGAAGCUGGAGUCGUACCUCCAGAACCACUUUGUGGGUUUGGAGGACCGCAAGUAUGAUUACCUAAUGACACUUCACGGGGUGGUGAAUGAGAGUACGGUGUGUCUGAUGGGACACGAGAGGCGGCAGACAUUAGGGUUGAUCGCCAUGCUGGCGGUGCGUGUACUGGCCGAGCAGAACAUCAUACCUAACGUGGCAAAUGUCACUUGCUAUUACCACCCCGCACCAUAUGUAGCAGACGGUAACUUCAGCAAUUAUUACAUUGCCCAAGUUCAGCCAGUAUUUACCUGCCAUCAACAAACCUACUCCACAUGGCUACCGUGCAAUUGAGCAGGCAGCCCAAAGAGUGAGCAGUGAUGGUGAAAAAGCACUAUCAUUGAAUUAUCAAAAAAAAGCUGAACCCGUUUCCCAAUUUACCCUGAGUAUUACAGUGCAGCCAAAGAGACUAUUUACUUCCCUAUGUGAACUGUAAACUGCACUGAUGAUCUGGGGUCAGUGUAAAACAGCUCUGGUGAGGUUUGCAUCUCCAAUGCAGACAGGGUUUCUUAUCUGAAGUGAGUUGGCUGUUUAUUUGGAGGGCGACAUCUGCUCUGCCUUGCUUAAUUCUUGGCUGAUUGUGUGGCUUUAAACUUACUAACAGAUGUCAAGCAACUUCUGUCAAAGGCCACUUGACACUGUCACAAACCUUUGCUGCAAGUCAUAAGAUGCAGUAAAGAGAAUUGUUGGCUUUGGGAAAGCAGUGUUGGUGCACCCUUUAGUCCAAAUGGGAGUAGACGAAAAUGGGAGUUUUACCUAGUCCAAAUGGGAGUAUUGAAAAAUCUACUAUAUACAGUUUCUGAAUGCAGUCAGUCUAAAUGAGGGGAAAAUAAAUGAAUAUAGAGAAUAGUUCACCCAAAAAUUAAGAUUCUGUCAACAUUUACUCAUAUCUGUAUGUCAUUCUUUCUAGAAUGUCCAAGCCGCUCUUUUUCAAAUGAAAGUGAAUGGUGACCACGGCUGUCAAGCAACAUUUUCAGUCAAUAACAAUUUAAAUUUCAGGAUGUUCCUCAUACAGAGCUGGCAUAUGGCUUAGGAGACUUGGUAUAUAUUGCAUGAGUUGAAUGAACUACUUUUAUGAUGCUUUUUUAGUACUUUUUGUCCUUUUUGGAGCUUGACAUCCCCUGGUCCCCAUCCACUUUCAUUAUAUGGAAGAAAUUAGUCUGAACAUUCUUCAAAAUUAUUUUCAAAGAAACAAAAGAUUAAAAAAUGGGUUUGGACUGACAUGAGAGUAUGUAAAUUAUAUAUUUGAGUCAGAUACUACAACAAUUACAGUUUUUACAAACCAAAGACUUUAAGAUUGUAUUUUUAUACCCAGAUUUGACAGUACAAUUAUGUGUUAGUGCUGUCUAUAUUUGUACAUGUGAAUUCAAGUGCCUAACGUCAGUGCAGUAUGGUGAGGUAAAAAAAAAGCAACCUCAGAAUCAUGAUACAAGACUAAGGGGCUAAAGCUUGUGAAUGUAUAGGAUGUGUCCUGAUUAACAACCAGUGUAAGUGUCAUUUUUGUUUGCGGUCAAGCUUUUUGCUCUCUGCGAGACAAGUGAGAUAAGGUUAUUUUUUGAAAUGCUUAUGAAGCAUUACAUCUUAUAAUUAAACUCUUAAUUUAUUGUUAUUGAGAGAGCUGAACUGACUUUUUGAAAAGCAUUUUAUGAUAAUUUACAAACUUGAUGUGCGAGAUUUUAAUAUGCUAUCAACAUAUUUCAUAUUUAAUUUGGCAUGAAAAUGAAGCUUUUCAUAUUUUACAGUUGUACUUUUGUGUCAAUCACUGAGUUCGACAAAACAUUGACUCAAAACAUUGAAAUGUCUUUUCAAAAGAUUUCCAGUAGACAUAAAGCUCUGUUAAACAUUGGACCUUAAGACAGUACAACUCAUUAAAUGGACUAUACAGUACGUCUGUCCCUCACUGGCUCGUUUUCCUUCACGUAAAAUGAAAUAUAUUUUGUACACUUUCUAAUAUGUUCUAUUGCAAACCAUUUUUUGGUUACAGUUCUCAGCAUGUCAACAUUUGUGCCAGUUUUACAGCAGACAAGAGCAUAGGGCGAAUUCACUCGAUGUGGCACUGUCUAUUUAGAAAAUGUUCAUAUACAUUUUUUAUUGAUGCCGGUAGCAGUAUGAUGGAGAACAGUGUUACAAUCGGACAUACAUAUGCAUAUCCAGACUUUCAGCAUUUUAAAGGGCCGAUUCCCAGUAAAGUAUUGCAGAUUGCGGUAGUUUGCUGCACCCUCCACAACCUAGCACUCAGAACUGACCCGCAAGAUUGUGAAUUGCGCAGUGCAAAAUCUUUGGACAUUUAAUCACAUGCAUAGAAUAGAAAAUUCAAUUUUCACUAGUCAAAAUGCUAAUUUUUUAUAUCAGCAAUGGAAUUUCUACAAGUAAAAAUGCAAAUUGUUGAUAUUAACAAUAAGGUUUGCACUUGUAAAAACUUUAAUUCUUGAUAUAAACAAAUUAAGUAGUUACUCAUGGGAAUACCCAUUCAUGCGGCCACUGAUAUAACAAAUGGCAGCUUUCACUAGUUGGUUUGCAAGAAUGGGCAUUUCCACGAGUAAUGACGUCAUUUUUGGUACCAAGAAUUAAUGUUUUUCCCAGUGCAAACCUAAUUUCUGAUAUCAAAAAUAUGCAUUUUCACUAGUAGUAAUUCCAUUGCUGAUCUCAUGAAUUAGAAUUUUAACUUGUGAAAAUUAAAUCACAGAUAUCUAAAAUUCAUAUCCUUCACAUGAUUAAAUGUAGAGAGAGCUUGCAAAUACCAGCACUAAAUCUUUGGACAUGUUUGUACUGUUACCAAACUUGCAGAAUUAUUUUAGUGAACUUUGCGCUAAAACACCACAAAGCACAUUGGCCAGUAAAAGGAGCUAUCAGUGUGUGCAAAUUUAUUCUUUGUGAAUUCCCCCAUGUGUUAGGUGAGAGUACAUGCCAGCCUACGGCAGAAAACAAAGAAACUACUUGUGGUGAUUGAGAAUUGCGUUUUCUAGCUUUCUUGAGGGGCAUAUUUUUGCUGAAGCACUUCUGAUGGUUGUACACUAUUUGCUGUAACACCCAAGCAGGGAAUUCGACAGCUCCUGCUGAAGCGGUCGAACUAAGACAGGCUGUGUUCAUUCGCUCCCAUUGCAGCUGCUCCGCCGCUUAACAUGACCCAUCAUUCACCCCCUGUUAACAGAGUGUUAACCUGUUCCUGAUUAAUUGUGGGGCGGAAGGAAGUAGACCAUAUAUGUUUAGACUUGAAAACAAGACUUGAGAAGAGAAGAAAGGCAUGUGAAAGAGUGUGAGGGGAAAGUGAGGACGCUGAAGAGGAGGGAGGGAGGGCUGGAGAGAUGGGUGCAGCUGGUGAAGGGGUUUAUCUCCUGCAAUAAAUGUCUUUUAAUCAGUACUGCUUAUUGCAUAAAUAUGAGAAAUCUGGCUGAACAGACACAAGUAGGGUUUUUUUUAAUGGGAGAGAGAAGCAAAGAUAAUUUCAUUUUGCUUGGCUGGAAUGCAAUGAUAAACUGUUCAUUUGGGAUUUUAAUAUUUGUAUCACACUGAUGUCAUGACUCAACCCUAGACCAUUUAGCAUUAUACAGUUGAAAUAAAGCAAAACAACACAGAAUAUUGUCAAUCUGUAAGACAUUUCCAGAUUUACUCAGAGAGGGCUUAAAAAAGUCAAUGCAUAUGUUUAGAGUGGGGUCCAAAAGUCUGAGGGCACUAGUGAAAAUUCCUCUAUUUUGCAUUUUUCUAAUUUAAUGAAAAUUUUUUUUAUUACAAAUGAAUAAUACAAUAGAGUGAUUCUCACGAAACCUGACAAGAAAAUGUCCUUACCUAUUUUACUCCAAAAUCAAAAGAAAUAAUGUGUUGUUUAUAGAAAAUUAAGCCUAUCUAUGGACAUUAAGGCUUUGUACAUUAUUUUUAAAUUUGCAUGACAAUUACGCACAUUUUAGCCCCCAAUUCUCAUUACGGCAAUGCUAAAAAAGAUAGUCAUUAUGAUAUUCUCAUUACCCCAAAAUGAAAAAAGUGAUACAUUAUUUAAAUAGUAAAGUACUUAUACAUUAUACACAUCAGUAGUACUUCCUUGGUACUGCCUUUACAUUUUACUGAUUUCAAUUUAAAAAAAUCAUUGUGCAGCAGCAUCUUUUUUUGCUAUUAUAUAUAUAUAUAUAUAUAUAUAUAUAUAUAUAUAUAUAUAUAUAUAUAUAUUUUUUUUUUUUUUUUAAAUAUUGUAACGAUAAUGUGAAUCAUCACCGGAAACAAUUGGAAUAGUAAAAGUGAAACGUCCGGGCAUGAUACAGCAAAGAGAACUGAGGGGGAACUCUUAUUUGUCGAAAAUGUAGGCUUCAUUUUCUUGAUGCAAAAUAAUUUCUUUAUUUUUUUAUUUUUUUAUUAUUGAUUAAAAAGUACCAGGACAUUUUUUGACAGGUUUGAUGAGAAUCACACAGUAUAACAUCAGCUUAACCAUUUAAUUUAAAGGUGAAUUUUGAGUUGUGAAGGUAAAUUAAAAAAUUCAACUGAAUUAAAAGUAUUUGGUAUGUCCCCCUUUUGCUUUAAUGAUAACAAGCACUGGAGCUGGCUUGAACGAAACCUGAUGAUCAUGUUAUCCAGCAUGAUUUGAGAAUGUUUAAAAAGGCAUCUUGUGUGAAAGGUCAGAAAAUCUGACCUUUUGUGGAAAAGAGUUAACAUGCUUUGCAUUUGAUUAGUUAGUGCAGAACCUUAAAUAUUUCAUAUUCAUUUUACAUAAUUUACUUUUCUUUACAUUUUUCAAAAUCUUUUCAAAAUUUUGCAAAUCAACAAAGGCUUUCUAUUUAUUUCCAGGAUUAAAUAAUAAUAAUAAUCCAGAUUUUAAAUUUGGUCUCAGAUUUGGGAGCCCUCUGUAUGUUUCUCAGUAUAUGCUUGUUAAACUGACUGACAUCAGCGAGUUGCGGUUCAAAUGAGGAGAGGUUCAGAGGGGGCAGCAGUUUGACAGCUGUCCCAUGAGGCCUCUGUAUCUUUCAGAUUGACGAAUUUGCUUUAAUUGCUGUUCAUUUUCUACAGACGGGGCUGCUUUAGCCACAGUUGGGAUUUCUUAAGAUUGAAUCUGUGUUCCUCAGGUGUGCAGCACCAGUUCAAUCUGAAUCCAAUGUUCACAAACCUGUUUUAGUGAUUUUACAUGCCUGCAUCUCCUCUCCAGCUGUUUUAUUUGUGGUUCUCACUCACCCUACAGUUCAUCGCUAUUUUUUUCGUAACAUUUUGACCAUAUCCUGUGUAUUUUGCUUGCAGUGCAAAGUUACACUCGCUCUGUGAAGUUUGGAGCAGCUCAUUUCUUAGCAUUGCUUAGAUGAUGCCAUAAUAAAUGUUUUGUAUAGAAACGUCACACCAAAAAAACAUUCUUUUAGCCUCCCUCCUCACUAUUUGUUUCUAUUUGUUUCAGUGAAUUUAAUUGUCAUUCUGCUUUUAAUUCUUUGUUUAAGCUGCUAAAAGUUGGGUUUUUAAACUGCUUAUUUUGUGAAAAAAUAAAAAUAAAAAAUGGUGUUCAAAGGUUUGAAGAUUUGACAUGUUUUCUCCAAUAAAAGAAAGGAAAUUUA